Schistocerca cancellata (South American locust) is the source of this 983-nucleotide messenger RNA. RefSeq lists its product as uncharacterized. Bases 1 to 402 code for a protein of 133 amino acids. The transcript has 2 exons. Lineage: Eukaryota; Metazoa; Arthropoda; Insecta; Orthoptera; Acrididae. The record is from RefSeq and is a predicted model, not a curated record.
AUGAUCGGCGUUGAACACCGCAAAAGGGCAACUGCCACCGAAGUCUGCAAAGGAAGCACGCACAGUAAGGAGCUGAGCAUCAAACAAUGCCUGGUCCUCACCAUCAUGAAUCCCAUCACCAUGGGCCCCCUCACCAUGGACCUCCUCACCAUGGGCCCCCUCACCAUGGACCACCUCACCACGGACCACCUCACCAUGGACCACCUCACCAUGGACCACCUCACCAUGGACCACCUCACCAUGGACCACCUCACCAUGGACCACCUCACCAUGGACCACCUCACCAUGGACCACCUCACCAUGGACCACCUCACCAUGGCCCUCCUCAUUUUGGCCCCCCUCAUCAUCAUGGACCACAUCAUGGUCCUCCUCCUCCACGCCCCAGAGAAGGCUGCACUCUAAUUUGAUGCAGUUUCUACCACUACUGUUCAACAAAGACUGAUUGGAUGUAAAGAGAACUAAACAUGUUCUCUCUUUUAUAAUAAUAAUAUUAUGUAACUAGACUUAUUAUUUUCAAGUGCUGUAUACAGACCUUUAUCAUAGAUAUUUUACAAGAAGCACAGUAUUUUUUAUCUUACUUUUUUAACUAUUUUCUGUAUACUGCAUUUAUUUCUAAUUAUAACUCAUCACUAAAACAAAUUUACUGUUACACUUUCCAGAGAUUGUUGCGCCACUUACACUUGAAAAUGUGUUAUUGAACUUUGUUAAAGAAAGAGUCAUAAACUAUUCUUGUAAUUUCUUAAUGUCUACUUGGUCAAAGGACAUCCCACAGUAUCAGAGUUUGUGGCACAAAUGACUAAAACUAUUAAAAUAUCAAGCUGUUUAAGAAUCAACUAAUUCUGUAAACCAGUAUAUUUUGUAAAAUAUACUUACUUUCUACAUUUGAAAAAAGCUUCCAACACAUGGUUUACAACUCACAAAAACAUUAAUACAACUUCUGAGAUUUAUAAAACCCAGUUGUUGUAACUAUAAUCCACAACAUG